Messenger RNA from Thlaspi arvense, 2985 nucleotides. NCBI's taxonomy places the organism in Eukaryota, Viridiplantae, Streptophyta, Magnoliopsida, Brassicales, Brassicaceae. The record is from the annotation of a GenBank genome assembly.
AUGGAUCAAGGAAGGCAAGUAUUCUCAGUUGAUCUCCUGGAGAGAUAUGCCACUAAGAAUCGUGGCAUGAUCACAUGUAUGGCUGCUGGAAACGAUGUGAUCGUUCUGGGAACAAGUAAAGGAUGGAUUAUCCGGCAUGAUUUCGGAGUUGGGAAUUCUUAUGAUAUUGAUCUCUCUGCUGGUCGAACUGGGGAGCAAUCGAUUCACAAGGUUUUUGUUGAUCCUGGUGGUAGCCAUUGCAUUGCUACAGUGACUGGUGUUGGAGGAGCUGAAACUUUUUACACUCAUGCCAAGUGGCCUAAGCCGCGUGUGUUGAGCCGCUUGAAAGGUUUACUGGUUAACGCCGUCGCUUGGAACAGACAACAGAUAACAGAAGUUUCUACUAAGGAGAUCAUCCUGGGCACUCAGGACGGGCAGCUAUUUGAGAUGGCUGUGGAUGAGAAGGACAAGAGAGAGAAGUACAUCAAGUUUUUAUUUGAGCUAGACGAACUUCCCGAGGCCUUCAUGGCUUUGCAGAUGGAAGCAGCCAGCAUAAGCAGUGGAAUGAGGUACUAUGUGAUGGCUGUAACUCCCACUCGACUCUAUUCGUUCACCGGGAUUGGAACAUUAGAAGCUAUUAAGUGUAAGGUUCAUGAUAUUAUUGAAUUGGAUACUUAUAGACUAGUUGAUCAGCUUAUUCCCUAUGGUUGGCUUCAAAGUGAACUGCAUUUCUUUAUAAAGCAACGAAGAGCAGUGCAUUUUGCAUGGCUUUCAGGAACAGGAAUUUAUCAUGGUGGCCUAAAUUUUGGAGCUCAGCACAGUUAUCCAAAUGGUGAUGAGAAUUUUGUGGAAAGCAAGGCGCUGUUGGACUACUCAAAACUGAGUGAUGGCACUGAAGUAGUCAAGCCUGGUUCAAUGGCACUCUCAGAGUUUCAUUUCUUACUGCUUAUUGGGAAUAAGGUUAAGGUUGUGAAUCGGAUAAGUGAACAAAUCAUCGAAGAGCUCCAAUUUGAUAUAACGGCAGAUUCCGCUUCGAGGGGCAUUAUUGGACUCUGCAGCGAUGCCUCUGCUGGCCUUUUCUAUGCUUAUGAUCAGAAUUCGAUCUUCCAGGUUUCUGUGAUUGACGAAGGCAGAGAUAUGUGGAAGGUUUACCUAGACUUGAAAGUUUAUGCUGCAGCUUUAGCAAACUGUCGUGACCCUCUCCAGAGAGACCAAGUUUAUUUGGUUCAGGCAGAAGCUGCAUUCGCCAGCAAGGAAUAUCUACGAGCAGCAUCAUUCUAUGCCAAAAUCAAUUAUGUAAUAUCGUUUGAGGAGGUCACUUUGAAGUUUAUUAGUAUAAACGAACCGGAAGCUUUGAGAACAUUCCUGUUGCGGAAGCUUGAUACUCUUUCAAAGGAUGAUAAAUGCCAAAUCACAAUGAUAUCAACAUGGGCAACUGAGCUGUAUCUGGACAAGAUAAAUAGGCUGCUUUUGGAAGAUGACACUGCUAUAGAAAAUCGUAACUCAGAGUAUCACUCAGUCAUUCAAGAAUUCCGUGCUUUCAUGAGCGACUGCAAGGAUGUAUUGGAUGAGGCAACCACAAUGAAACUUCUGGAGAGCUAUGGUCGGGUUGAAGAAUUGGUAUAUUUUGCAAACCUGAAGGAGCAGUAUGAAAUCGUAAUUCACCAUUAUAUUCAGCAAGGGGAAGCAAAGAAGGCUUUGGAGGUGCUCCAGAAAUCUUCAGUUUCAGUUGAGCUUCAGUAUAAAUUUGCGCCAGAGCUUAUAAUGCUUGACGCGUAUGAAACCGUGGAAGCAUGGAUGGCCAAUAAAAAUCUUAAUCCAAGGAGACUAAUUACUGCAAUGAUGCGCUACUCAAGCGAACCUCAUGCAAAGAACGAGACACAUGAAGUCAUAAAAUAUCUUGAGUUUUGCGUCCACCGUUUGCAUAACGAGGAUCCAGGAAUUCACAAUUUACUUCUCUCAUUAUAUGCCAAGCAGGAAGAUGACAGUGCCCUCCUUCGUUUCCUGCAAUGCAAAUUUGGGAAAGGACGAGAUAACGGUCCUGAAUUUUUCUACGAUCCCAAAUAUGCGUUGCGCCUGUGUCUCAAGGAAAAGAGAACUCGUGCCUGUGUCCAUAUAUACAGCAUGAUGUCUAUGCAUGAAGAGGCAGUAGCCCUUGCUCUUCAGAUUGACCCAGAACUUGCUAUGGCUGAGGCUGACAAGGUUGAAGAUGAUGAAGACUUGAGAAAGAAGCUGUGGCUGAUGGUUGCAAAGCAUGUCGUCAAGCAGGAAAAGGGAGCUAAAAGGGAAAACAUAAGGAAAGCUAUUGCCUUUCUCAAGGAAACUGAUGGCCUUUUAAAGAUUGAAGAUAUUUUGCCAUUCUUUCCAGACUUUGCCUUAAUUGAUGACUUCAAGGAAGCUAUUUGCUCAUCUCUCGAGGACUACAACAAGCAAAUAGAACAACUGAAAGAGGAGAUGAAUGAUGCCACACGUGGUGCAGAUAACAUUAGAAAUGAUAUUAGUGCCCUAACUCAAAGAUAUGCUGUGAUCGACCGCGACGAGGAAUGCGGGGUUUGUAAACGUAAGAUCUUGAUGAUGAGCGGGGAUUUCAGAAUGGCCCAGGGAUAUUCUUCAGCUGGACCACUGGCUCCUUUCUAUGUCUUUCCUUGUGGGCACUCUUUCCAUGCACAGUGCCUGAUCACACACGUCACAAGCUGUGCACACGAAGAGCAAGCCGAGCAUAUACUUGAUCUGCAGAAGCAGCUGACGUUGCUUGGUAGCGAAACCCGGAGGGAUAUAAAUGGUAAUCGAUCUGAUGAACCCAUAACUAGCACAACUACUGCAGACAAGCUUCGAUCAGAGCUAGAUGAUGCUAUUGCCAGCGAAUGCCCGUUCUGUGGAGAACUAAUGAUCAAUGAGAUCGCUCUGCCUUUUAUUAAACCUGAGGAAACACAACAUUCUGCUUCAUGGGAUCUCCGGCCACAGACCAACUUAGCAAACCAGAGGACCAUUUCUUUGCCUGUUUAA